Molecule: messenger RNA, 1014 nt
Organism: Striga hermonthica
Lineage: Eukaryota; Viridiplantae; Streptophyta; Magnoliopsida; Lamiales; Orobanchaceae
Source: the annotation of a GenBank genome assembly
AUGGGCUCAAUGCCCGAAGGACGUAAGUGCGUGACGUGUAUAGGGGAGCCGAUUGACGAGGUGAAGAGGUGCAUAUUGGGUAAGCACUCGAGGAUUUUGUCUCGUUUGCUUAGCCCAUUGGAGGUUAUGCAUAUCAUGAAGGCCGAGAAGGAGUGUGCGGCCAAUCAGCUCCUGCCGGAGCAGUUGAUUGUGAACGGGUAUCCUUUGAAGACGGAGGAGAUGGCGGAGCUUUUCGAGUGCCCUUUGCCGCCUAGGAAGUUGAAGCUAGGCACGUAUUGGUAUGAUAAGGAAUCAGGUCUUUGGGGAACGGAGGGAGAGAAGCCUGAUAGAAUUAUUAGUUCGAAUUUGAAUUUUACGGGUAAACUAAGCCCGAGUGCGAGCAAUGGGAAUACUGAGGUGUACAUGAAUGGUCGAGAAAUUACGAAGCUUGAGCUGAGAAUACUGAAGGCCAAGUUUUUGUACGGGAGCAAGUUUACCCCUGAGGAACGACAGGAUAUGAAACUCAUGAUCCAGAGCAAUAUGUACAAGUAUCUCAGUAUCCUGCUUGAUGCUCGAGAACGUUUUGAGGAGGAAGAUUUAUUAGAGAGAAGAAGGCAAGCUUCUGACGAAGAAGCUGCUGAAGCAGCAGCAACACGCGAAUAUGCCCCGCUUGUUGAGGAAGUAUGGAAAGAUCCUGCUAUUCAGGAGACUUAUAAGAGAAAGAAUGAACUCCACUUUCUUCCAGACGUAACCGAGUACUUCUUGAGCAGGGCAGUUGAAAUAUCGAGCAACGAGUAUGAACCUUCAGACAAAGAUAUACUGUUUGCUGAAGGGGUGACUCAAGGUAAUGGGCUUGCUUUUAUGGAGUUCUCAUUGGACGAUCGAAGCCCAAUGUUAGAAACUUACACAGAAAUAUGGAAUCUGGGCCCCCACCUCUCACCAAGUAAGUUUUCCUUGCCAGAAAGAAAUAUUGUCGGCUCCAAAGGAAAAAUUUCAACUCUUGAAAUUGGAUAUGGAAAUUAUGGUUUAGUUUAG